Messenger RNA from Penicillium brevicompactum, 759 nucleotides. Its product is annotated as glutathione S-transferase family protein. The record is from RefSeq and is a predicted model, not a curated record. The coding region runs from base 1 to 759 and encodes 252 amino acids. The transcript is spliced from 3 exons. Lineage: Eukaryota; Fungi; Ascomycota; Eurotiomycetes; Eurotiales; Aspergillaceae.
AUGAGCCAACCCGACAUCACUCUCUACACCACUCAGACCCCAAAUGGGAUCAAGAUCUCCAUUGCACUGGAGGAGCUUGGACUACCCUACAAGGUCGAGAAAAUCGAUAUCUCGAAGAAUACUCAAAAGGAAGACUGGUUCCUCAAGAUUAACCCCAACGGCCGCAUUCCCGCAUUGACGGACACAUUCAGUGAUGGCCAGCAAAUUCGACUGUUCGAAUCCGGCAGUAUUCUGGAAUACUUGGCAGAGCAAUAUGAUACGGACCACAAGAUCUCUUUCCCCAGAGGCACGCGGGAAUACUACGAGAUGAAGUCUUGGCUGUACUUCCAGAAUGCAGGCCUGGGACCCAUGCAAGGCCAAGCCAAUCACUUCUCGCGGUACGCGCCCGAGCGCAUUGAAUAUGGUGUGAACCGAUAUGUCAACGAGUCCCGUCGUUUGUACGGCGUGUUGGACAAGCACCUCGCUGAAUCCAAAUCUGGAUAUCUUGUGGGCGACCACGUCUCGAUCGCUGAUAUCUCACACUGGGGUUGGGUGGCCGCUGCAGGAUGGGCUGGAAUCGACAUUGAGGAGUUCCCGCACGUCAAGGCUUGGGAAGAGCUGAUUGCACAGCGACCCGGAACUGAGAAGGGCCGACAUGUCCCUUCCCCUCACACCAUCAAGGAGCUGCUGAAGGACAAGGCGGCGACAGACAAGCAGGCUGCGGAAGCUCGUUCGUGGAUCCAGCAAGGCAUGGCCGCUGACUCCAAGAGCAAGGCCUAG